AUGGCGCUUAGCUCGUGGGUUGCGCUAGAAAACGAAAGGACUGCGUUGCCUUAUAACAGAUCUCUACGGAUAGACGACUUCGAUCUUGGAGCCCUUGAAAACUUUAGUAAAUUCGGGCUUUCUUGUUACAGCCAUAUGCAUGAGAAAUUUUGUAUACCCGAAAAUGAAUGCAUAAUCAAGUUGAAAACGACGGAGGAUGUAAGAAUUACUACACAGUUAACCAAUUACAAUGAUCGACUGAAAAACCUGUCCGAAUAUGUUUUCAUGCAGAGGGAUGAUGACAUCAUCUCCUUCAUUAUUAACUUCCCGGCUUCUGGCUAUUACAAGUUUGAGAUAUAUGCUCUGCCGGCAGACGCCGAACAUAAGACCCUGCCAAACGUUUUUAAUUAUUUCAUCAAAGUGGACCAUGCGACAACAGCUGCACACGUCUACCCCAAGCAAUAUGCUCAUUGGCAAGGCGGCUGCUAUCUGUACGAACCACUCGUCCUCGACUCGACCUCUGAUCUUCAAAAUGCCAAUUUCAAGGUCCACAUCCCCAAUGCUACAAAGGCGGCGAUCGUUGUUGAACAUAAUGGAAAGGUUUGGCACCAUUUGCAGUUAAAGGGACGGGACUUUGGGGGCUCGGUUGCUCUGGAUCAUUAUGGAAAUGAAGACGUCAAGGUGAUGUUAAAUGCUAAUUAUGGGGAGAGUGACACAUAUGCAACGCUCCUGGAGUACACGAUUUUUAAUACAUCACCAAUAGAAGACGAAAAGAAAGUUGUGGCGUAUGACUCAUGGCCACGGAUAGAAGGCCACUAUAUUGGAGCCCUUGAAAACUUUAGUAAAUUCGGGCUUUCGUGUGACAGCCAUCAGCAAGAGCUAUUUUCUGUACCCGACAAUGAAUGCGAAAUCAGUCUGAAAACGAUGGAGGAUGUUAAAGUUACCGUGCAGUUAAUCGAUUGCAAUGACCAAUCGAAAAACCUGUCCGAUUACGUUUUCACACAGAGGAAGGGUGACACCAUCUCCUUUAUCAUCAACUUUCCCGAACCUGGCUUCUUCCAGUUUGAAAUAUUUGCUCUGCCCGCAUCCGAUGAAGAGAAGACGCUGCUUAACGUUUUUAAUUAUUUGAUCAAAGUGGACCAGGCGACAAAAGCAGCAAAUAUCUUCCCCAAGCAGUAUGCUCAGUGGAAAGGUUGCUGCUACCUGUACGAACCACUCGUCCUCGACUCAUCCUCUAAUCUCCAAAACGUCAAUUUCAAGGUCAACAUCCCCAAAGCUAAAAAGGCGGCGAUCGUUGUUGACGGCACGAAUUGGCGCCAUUUAGAAUUAAGGGAAGAGAACUUCGAGGGCUCUGUUGAUCUGGAAAAGGGUGUCACGGUCACGUUAAAUGCUAAUUACGGGGUCACUGACGCUUAUGCACCUCUACUGGAGUACACGAUUUAA
This is a messenger RNA of Gigantopelta aegis, 1422 nucleotides long. RefSeq lists its product as uncharacterized. Bases 1 to 1422 code for a protein of 473 amino acids. Lineage: Eukaryota; Metazoa; Mollusca; Gastropoda; Neomphalida; Peltospiridae. The transcript has a single exon. The record is from RefSeq and is a predicted model, not a curated record.